GUGUUCGAAUUUGCUUUGCGAGUGGUCGCGUCGCAUUAAUUCAGUUUUAUUUUAGUUUUUCUAAGUGCUACACGAUGACGAAAAGGAAGAAUAAACCGUUAAUAGAUUCAGAUUCUAGCAGCGAGUGUUCAGAUUUUGAUUCCCAAUUCCUGAACCUCGCAAAAAAGAAGAAGAAAGGUGAUUCACCACCACCCGCGAAAGCUAAGUCGAAGUCAUCAGGCAGUGAAUCGGAUUGGGAUGAUAAUGACAAGAAAGAGGCCAAAUCGUCAUCAUCUUCGGGCUCAGAAUCCGACAGCGAUGUAGGCAGUGACGUUUCAAAUAAAAGGGAACAGCAACGCACUUCCCGGAAGGCUUCCUCGGAGCACUCAGAUGAUAACAGAAAAAAACCAGAGCCUAAGAAGACAGAAAUUAGGAAAAGCACCGACAGCAAUGGAUAUGGGAAAAAGAAAGAUUCAUUCAGUGAACCUGAAGAAGGUGAAGUGUCAUCACACUCUUCAGACAACGAUUCUAUUGACUCAGAACAAGAAUUUGAUGAUGGAUAUGAUGAGAAUCUUAUGGGCGAUGAAGAGGACAGGGCGCGUCUUGCCGCCAUGUCAGAGAAAGAGAGGGAACAAGAAAUAUUCAAAAGAAUAGAGAAGAGAGAUCUCAUGAAAACUAGAUGGGAGAUAGAGCGCAAACUUCGUUUGGCUCGACGUUCAGCGGCGGAACGUUCCGCGUCGCCGGGAGAGAUAGCGCGCCGACGUGAAGCCAGAAAGAGACGCAAAGCUCUCAGGGACAGCAGGCAGAGGGAGAGGGAGAGAGAGCGGGAGCGGGAGCGGGACAGGGAGAGGGAGAGGGAGAGAGAUCGACAACAAGUGGAGAGCAGAGCCGAAGCCGAAGAAGAAAAACAAGAAGAGCCAGAAAAAGAGAAAGAGAAAACACCACCGAGUCCUGGAGAAAUCCUGGACGACCCUAAAGAUGCAGAAGCUUCAGAGCGUUCCGCUUCGCCUCUGUUCGGGGCUAAAACGGAACGCAAGCGGAACGUGGACGACCGCAGGCAGAACGCCAUGGCGGCCCUUCGCGCCCAGCGCGACGCCAAGGCCACCAGGGUCGAGCACAUCAAGCAGAAGCGCAGGCUCGAGGAGGAGAAGAACAAGGACAAGGAGGAGGACGACGAUGCUGACGCUGAAAUUAUAGGUGGCACGAGCAAGCAAAGUGUCAAACUCAAAGCAUCUGACAUUUACUCUGAUGAUUCCGGUUCAGAAUCUGAAGACAAUAAGUCGACUGGGCGAAAAAGCGCGUCGUCUUCCUCCUCGUCAGAGGGAGAAGAGGAAGAGAAGAAGAGGGAGGAGGUGGAAGUGAAAUAUGCAGACUCUAGGGAUCAAAUAAAUAAACUUCGACUCAGCAGGUUCAAAUUGGAGAGGCUGGUUCACCUUCCGUUCUUCGCGCGCGUCGUCACCGGAUGCUUCGUCAGGAUCGGCAUCGGGAACAAUAACGGCAACCCAGUAUACAGGGUGGCUGAAAUCAUAGAUGUGUACGAAACUGCCAAGAUAUAUAAUUUGGGUAACACUAGGACUAAUAAAGGGCUCAAGUUAAGGCACGGCACCCAGGAUAGAGUGUUCCGUUUGGAGUUUGUCAGCAAUCAGGAAUUCACCGACGGCGAGUUUCAGAAAUGGCAUAAAGCAAUAAAAGACGCUAACAAAAGACCGCCCACCAUGGAAUAUGUGAGGAACAAGAUAGCCGAAGUUCGAGACGCAUUGAUGUAUGAAUUCAAGGAGGAAGACAUAGAAAAAAUUGUAGCUGAGAAAGAGAGGUUCCGUUCCCAUCCCACCAAUUAUGCCAUGAAGAAGACUCAACUGAUGAAAGAGAGAGACGUAGCGCAACUCAGAGGUGAUGAUGAACUGGUGAUGGAUUUGAACGCUAAAAUACAGGAGUUGGAAGAGCGAGCGAACCAUUUAGAUAAAACCAGGACCUCAUCGAUACAAAGUAUAUCGUACAUCAACAACAGAAACAGGAAACUCAAUGUGGAGACAGCGGAGAAGGCCAUAAUGGAGGAGGUAAAAGCGAAUAAGGGUAAGAAAGCAGACGAUCCAUUCACUAGACGUCACACGAAACCAGUGAUGAACUUCAACAAAGCUCAGGGCAACAGGAGUCAGGAGCUACAAAGAACAGAAGAAGCCGCUGCUGAAGCACAGAAACUGAGAGAAGAAGAAGAGCAGGCGAUCAAGGAGAGACAAGAGAAAGAAAGACUUACCGUGGUGCAGGAAACUGAGAAAUGUCCAAAGACAAAACCCACCGAAUCCGCCAGCCUCUACAGCUUACAUGACUUCGAUAUCAGCAUCGAUCUAGAUCUGCCCAUGCCCAAAGUAGCCAACUCCCAACCGAAGCAGGUGACGACUAAAGUGAGAGAGACUGGCCCGAAACGUUCGCUGAACCUCGAGGAAUACAAAAAACGCCACGGGCUCAUAUGAGUGUUGUGUGCCAGUGACACAGUGAAGUGUUUGUGAUAAUUAUAUUGUGAAGUGUUAGUGCGAUGGAACAUUGAAAUGAAGAUAUCAUUGACCGUAUGACGUCGAUGAAAUGCUGACGAUUUAACGUAAGAUAUUUUGAGUUUAUUUAAAGAUGAACGGUGUCGAAUGUGAAUUUGGCUGCGAUUAAUAUGGAUACUGUAACUGUUUACAAUUUCUAUAGAAGCACCUCAGUACCCCGACAGUAACAUUAUAUGUUUUAUUUCAGUAUUGUUGUUUUUUUUUUGGAUUGUCAAUCUUAUUACAUUCUAAUGUUUUAAACGUACUUAUAUGUAUACAAUGAUUUUUAUAUUUAUUUAUUGUAAUUUUACUCAACAUAAAUCUAAAUUUCACAGCAAAAAAAUUGUAGAUGCGUCAUUUGUUGCUCUUUGGUUGGGCCUGUAUAUUAAAAAAAUAUAUCUAUGCAAAAAUACAAAUUUAGAGCUGUGUAAUUAAAUAAUUACUUAGUAAUUAAUACUUUAUCCAAUCACAGCAAAGUUUUUAUUUCUUUGAAUUAUAUCUCCUAUGCCUGCAAUAUUACUAAUGUAACAAUUUAUUAAAAACAUUAAUUGAUACAAACAUAAGAAAUAUUUUGGUAUGAACUUAUAAGGGUCGGUGCAACUCUAACGGAAGAUCCGUCAAGUCUAUCACGGAAGUACGCGACAGAUCAUCUGUCGAUUGUAAGGUUGAAUGUUAUGUCAUAUUUUUCGUCAGGUGCCUUCCGACCCUUAAAAGCAAUGCACAUACCUAUUAUAACUUUGUACAUCACAAAUUAAAUG
Molecule: messenger RNA, 3265 nt
Organism: Diatraea saccharalis (sugarcane borer)
Lineage: Eukaryota; Metazoa; Arthropoda; Insecta; Lepidoptera; Crambidae
Source: the annotation of a GenBank genome assembly